AUGAAGACUUCCAUCAUCACCUCCGCCCUCCUCGUCGGCGCCGCCGCCGCCGCCGCCGCCGGUGGCAAGCACAGCCAGCACGGCCACAAGCACCGUCGCAACAACGACAGGCGUGCCCUCAUCACCGAGACCGCCUGGGUCACGGAGACCGCCUGGGUCACCGAGUACCAGGACGCCACCACCACCACCAUCCUGGCCGCCGCCGUCUCUCUCGAGGCCCUGUCCGAGCCUCAGGCCGAGGAGGUUGAGCCGUCCACCACCGCCGAGCCCACCACCGCCGAGCCCACCACCACCGAGCCUGCUGCCCCCGUCGUCGAGCCUACCACGACCAGCACCUCGACGACCGAACCCGCUCCCGUCGCCGAGCCCACCACCUCCACCACCCAGCAGCAGGUCCAGCAGGUCCAGCAGCAGCCCACCACCACCUCUACCCAGCCAGCCCCCGAGCCUACCACCACCACCCAGCAGCAGGUCCAGCAGCAGCCCGCCACCACCACCUCCUCCGAGGUCGCCGUCGUCUCCGCCAGCAGCAGCGUCGAUGUCAGCGUCGGCACCGGCGGCGGCGGCGGCGGCGAAUCCCACCAGGGUGAGAUCACCUACUACACCGUCGGCGUGGGCGCCUGCGGUGAGGACGACACCGGCAAGGACGAGUCGGAGAACAUCGUCGCCCUGUCCCACCUCUUCAUGGGUCUCCUGUCCAACAACAACCCCCUCUGCGGUCAGACCAUCACCCUCUCGGCCAACGGCAAGACCACCCAGGCUAUCGUCAAGGACAAGUGCAUGGGCUGCGCUCUCACCAACAUCGACGUCUCCACCAAGGUCUUCCUCGAGCUCUUCGGCACCCUCGACGUCGGCCGUGCCGACAUCACCUGGUCUCUCCUGUAG
Molecule: messenger RNA, 885 nt
Organism: Geosmithia morbida
Lineage: Eukaryota; Fungi; Ascomycota; Sordariomycetes; Hypocreales; Bionectriaceae
Product: Allergen Asp
Exons: 1
Coding region: 1-885 (294 amino acids)
Source: RefSeq, a predicted model, not a curated record